Molecule: messenger RNA, 4241 nt
Organism: Eublepharis macularius
Lineage: Eukaryota; Metazoa; Chordata; Lepidosauria; Squamata; Eublepharidae
Gene: FNBP4
Product: formin binding protein 4
Exons: 17
Coding region: 92-2938 (948 amino acids)
Molecular function (GO): protein binding
Source: RefSeq, a predicted model, not a curated record
CCCUCCGCUGGCAGGCCCGAGCGGUGCGUGCCUCCCUUCCCCCUUCUCCGGCUGGCCUUCGCUGCGGGAGAGGACGGCUCGGGCGGCCUUCAUGGGGAAGAAGUCGCGGGCGGCGCCGGCGGGUCGGCGGCCUAUUCUACAGCUCUCGCCGCCGGGGCCUCGCGGGGGCCGGGAGGAGGCGGCGCCAGGCGAUGGGGAUUCGGCCUCGGAAGCGGAUGAAUUUGAGGUGACUGAAGAGGCUCAAAGAAUUGCUCCAAACCCAGCCCAAUGUAGCAUGCCCGUUGGGCCUGUGGCUGUCAAACCAACAGGUGGCUUAUGUUUGCUCGGAGCUUAUGCAGACAGUGAUGAAGAAGACAAUGAGUUGUCUGUGAAACCACAGUCUACAAAUGCAAAUAGCAAUAAUUCAACAGACAUUGACAGCACCCUGGCAAACUUCCUAGCGGAAAUUGAUGCAAUUACAGCUCCUUCCCAGCCUUCUGAUACUGUUGUUACCUCCAGUGCUCCACCUCCAACGCCUCCACGCCCAGAGCCCAAGGAAUCUGUCACCAGUCAAAUUUUAUCUACUACAAAUGGAACAGAUCAGGCAACAGAGUGGCAGUACGACACACAGUGCUCACUGGUAGGAGUGGGAGUUGAGAUGGGAGACUGGCAGGAAGUUUGGGAUGAAAACACAGGCUGCUAUUAUUACUGGAAUACUCAGACUAAUGAGGUUACUUGGGAACUCCCCCAGGACCUGGCAACACAAGUGCAGGGUCUCCAACAUUACCAACACAGUUCUGUAAUAGAGGCUGAUGACAACUAUCAGAUGGUGACAGACCUAAGCUCCCAGGGAAAAAGUGGUGGUGCGGUUGCUGGCAGUUCUGGACGCAAGACAGCUUCUUUAAAGCGUGAGCUGAAGAAGGAAGUGAAUGAAGGUAUCCAAGCCCUUUCAAGCAACGAGGAAGAGAAAAAGGGGGUGGCUGCAUCACUGCUGGCUCCGUUACUCCCUGAGGUGGUAAAGGAGGAAGAAGAGCGAUGGAGGAGGAAGGUUAUCUGCAAGGAAGAACUGGAGCCCUUGGUUGAAGAGGAUGUGACAGCAAAGCAAGCAGCAUCUGUUACUGAGCAACUAGAAGGCAACAGAGAUAUUGGGGAAGAUCCUUCCCAGGAGGACUUGUGUAGUGUGGUACAAUCAGAGGAAAGUGCAGAGGAGGAGGAAGAGCAGGAUACUCUUGAGCUGGAGAUGGUCUUGGAAAGGAAGAAGGCAGAACUACGAGCUUUGGAAGAAGGUGAUGGGAGCAUUUCAGACUCUAGUCCCCUUUCUGAGGGGAGUCAGUCAGAUCUAGCACGGCGGCUGCUGCCAAAGCAAGGGAAAUGGAAGCUAUUUGGGGCUGCCAGCCCAGAAUCCACCAGCCGAGGGUCAAGCAAGACAGGACAGGAGAGCCCUGAACCUGGGGAAACAGCAGAGAAGGAAGAGACAGAAGUUGCCGAUGAGAACUUGGGCAAUGAGCUGGACACAGAAGAAUUACAAGACAAAGUGAAAACACAAGGGCCUGUCAAGGUAGAAGAUGAGGAGCAGGACUUAAAGUUUCAAAUUGGAGAGCUGGCCAACAUGUUGAUAAGCAAGCUUGAGUUCUUGGGCAUCAGUAGACAAUCCAUCUCUAACUUCCACAUGCUACUGUUACAGACUGAGACCCGUAUUGCAGACUGGCGGGAAGGAGCUCUCCAAGGAAACUACCUCAAACGCAAAUUGCAAGAUGCAGCUGAACAGCUAAAACAGUAUGAAAUAAACGCCGCCCCUAAAGGCUGGUCCUGCCACUGGGACAGGGAUCAUAGGCGCUAUUUCUAUGUUAACGAGCAAACAGGCGAAUCCCAGUGGGAGUUCCCAGAUGGGGAAGAGGAAGAGGAGGGGCAAAACCUAGAAAAUAAAGCAGAUGCUGUUCCUAAACAAGGACUGAAGGAGAAAAUGGAGUCUGGUAUGGAAUCUACUGAUCACACAACAGGUUCUCUUGGCAAAGAGCCUGGUCAAGCUUCAGCUGCCUCUCUUGUGCCUCUUAGUCCAUUUUGGACUGUACUUCAGCCCUCUGUCCCGGUACUUCAACCCCCUUUACCCUUGGAAAUGCCCCCACCCCCGCCCCCACCACCAGAGUCACCACCUCCACCACCACCUCCACCACCGGGAGAAGAUGGGGAAAUACAAGAAGUAGAAAUGGAGGAUGAUGGAGAUGAGGAGCCGCCAGCACCAGGGACUGAGGAAGAUGCUGUUUUGAAGCCUCUUCUCCGGCCAACAGUUGCUAACAGUCAGAGCAACUCUGAGACUAGUAUAGCCACACCUGUGUUGGAGAAGUCUCUAAAAAGGAAAGCCUCUGAAGUGAGUGCAGGGUUGGUGCAACGAGCAGCAACCAUUGGAAGCUGUCCAGUGCUCUAUGGCCAGUCGGUCCUUGGUGCGAGUCCUCAAACCUCAGGGAUGACCUUGCAGCAGAGUUAUCUUGGAGUAACGCAGCCAGCUCUCAUGAGCUAUUCGGAAUGUAGUGUUUCCAUUGGACUUCCUGCAGGCACCACACAGCCAGUUCCUUCUCGAGGGAUCCCACCUGCAACCAGCACUACAGAACAGCUGCCGCCGCCACCACCUCCUCCUCCACUAUCGCCACCACCGCAUGCUCCCCAAACAAUUCCCUCAGAGAAGUCAAAAAAACUCAAGAGAGGUGGCAAAAGAAAAAAGACCAAGACAAAAAUGCCAUCUUUAGUAAAGAAGUGGCAGAGCAUCCAACGAGAAUUAGAUGAGGAGGAGAACUCUAGUUCUAGUGAUGAGGAUCGGGACGUGAUGUCACAAAAGCGGAUUGAGGAAUGGAAGCAGCAACAGUUAAUCAGUGGCAUGGCGGAGAGAAAUGCUAAUUUUGAGGCACUGCCUGAGGACUGGCGAGCUCGGCUCAAAAGGAGGAAAGCCACUUCAAGCACAUGAGUCAUCUCUCUCCAUUUUUUUUAAGCCACACAUGUACAGUUCAUAUUCGAACGUUUUACUGUUGUAAAAAACUAUACCAGACACGCAUUUCGGUGAAUGACUUGACAAAGAGAUCACAUGGACUUGGAAAUACUUUUGGAGGUAUUUAUAGCAAGUAGUCCUCUGAAAUAAUGUGCAGACUUGACCACUCCUGUCUUAAGAGGCUCCUGCAAAUCCCACCUCAAACAAAGCUUGAAUACUAUUCUAUACAGUUCCCUGGAGGAACUGGUACAAAGAACUGAUUCAUGCACUCAGUGGAGUUGCAACUGGAUUCAGCUAUUUCCACUCCGCCUUGCUAAACUAAAAAGUGUUUCAUCUAACUCAUGUCUGCAAAAUGUCCAGCUGUAAUUGCAGUUUGCAAUGUCUGCAGGUUGUUAGAAAACUGGCAAAUGAAGGAUGCAUAUUCUUUUCAGACAGCUGUAGUGUAUGUCCAAUUCUUGAUUUUUGCCAGCGCCUUGGUUUUGGGCAGUGUUGUUCUUUGUUACAGAUUGACUCAGAAAACGUACUUUUGUUUCUGUCAUUGUCUGUGUCAUUUUCAUGUGUAACAUUGUAACAGAAUGAUUUUCACUUUAUACUUUUGGUGCUGUAACAUGCUAAUAGUUCCAUUGAUGUGGCUGCAGUUGGUGUCCCAUCACAUAGGUAGGAAAUCAGUAUGAAUCCUAUCACUCCUGUGUGCAGACUGAACAGGAGAAUGUCCUCAUACCUUUUCUGGUCAGCAUGGUGAGGCAGUGGCAUAGGUGACUGGCUGUACACUGUGUAUGGUUGCUGAUUUGCCCAUUGUGCCAGAAGUUGCUGUAAUAAACAUGCAGCCUGUACUGGGUGCUGACCAGUCCAGAAGCCAUGCCAUCUUCACAGUGCUUGCCCCAGCUGUCUUGCCUUGCCCAGUCCACAAGUCAAGGUGGUACCCUCUUCUUUCUGGUCACUAUUCUGACAUUCUGUCCAAUCUCACAAACCAUUCUUUAGAAGCUGCUGCUGCUGCUGAGGAGCGGGAGAAUAAAAUUGUCUAACUCCUAUUUUUCCCCUCCCUCCACUCCCUACCAAGUUCCAACAAAAGUAGGAUCUUUGUUUAAAGCCAGGCUGAGUAUCCAAACUUGUGAAUGUCUUCAGUUUUUACCCUUGUUUGUUUUUUAAAAAUCUGAAUCAGGUGGUAAUGAUUUCCUGUGAACUCAAAGAAAAGGCAGUUUAUUGCUGAAUGCUGUUUGUAUUUCUCCAGUUUCUGGCUUUGUAAAUUUGUACAUAGACAUUAAUAAAAUUCCUUUUUAUA